CGUUUUCUGAUGUUGCAGUGUCUGUGAAGCAAAAACACGUUUUUUAGUCGUUGUGUUUUAGUCGAAAUUAAGAAAAUGAACCGAAAGGAAGAUUAUGAUUCAUACGAGAUUGAAGAGCCGAGCGAUGAGGAAGGAGCCGCGAGCAGCUCUGAGGAUGAGCUGGAUGUCCUCCUGAACGGGACGCCGGAGCAGAAGAGGAAGCUGAUCAGAGAAUAUCUGACGGGGGAGAGCGAGUCCUCCAGUGGAGAUGAGUUUGAGAAGGAGAUGGAGGCUGAGCUCAGCAGCACUAUGAAGAGCCUGGAGGGCAGCUGGACUGCGUCUACAACACAAGGUCAAGCAACUGGGACUAAUGACAGCACUUCUGCAGCAAACAAACCACAGACUCAGGAGUAUGACAGCAUCUACUUUGACUCCGACUCGGAUGAAGAUGUUACAGCUGGUGCUUCUCAGGGACUGAGGAGGAAGCAGCGCACUUUUCUCACUAAUGACGAGCUGUUGUACGACCCAGAUGAGGAUGACCGAGACCAGGCUUGGGUGGAUGCAAAAAGAAAAGCAUAUAGAAGUCAGAGACCGUUACCGCCAUCAGCGAACAGAAGAGGCAAAAGCCAGGCUCUUCCCAGCAGUGAUGCUGUGCUCAACUGUCCUGCCUGUAUGACCACACUGUGUCUGGACUGUCAGAGGCAUGAGAAAUACCACACGCAGUACAGAGCGAUGUUUGUGAUGAACUGCGCUGUCAACAAACAGGAAGUUUUGCGCUAUAAAACCAUUAACAAGAGAAAGCAGAGCCGCAGCAGGAAGAAAGCACGUCAGGAGUCUGCAUCUACAUCCACAGAGGCUGAAAGAGAGUCGAAUGCAGGUCUGACUGACGCACGAUUGGCAGGAAUGGAUGAAGAAGAGCUUUAUCACCCGGUCAAGUGCACUGAAUGCUCUACUGAAGUGGCUGUGUUUGAUAAAGACGAGGUUUACCAUUUCUUCAACAUCCUCGCCAGUCACUGCUAAAGACAUUUACUGGACACAAUCAAUCCAAACCACUUCUUUCAGUUGGUUUGAUGUAGACAAUUUUACUGUAAAGUAAAUAUGGAGAUGUUUUUUUGGAGGGAAAGGAAUGGGGUUAGACUUAUGAUUUUAUUUAUAGGGUUUUAUUUGAUUUCUGAUGUUGUAAAAUGCAAACACACACAAGUGAUCAGCUUCAUGUAAAUGACAUUUCAUAUUUCCACAUAGUUGAUUCUAUUGGCUUUAAGAUAUGUUCUUUAAGGGUUUUUUUUAUUGUAUUUUUGUACCUGGAGAGGAUAUUGAUGGGAAUUAAACUGAAGUGACAUGUAAA
Messenger RNA from Danio rerio (zebrafish), 1324 nucleotides. RefSeq names its product e2f-associated phosphoprotein (gene eapp). The record is from RefSeq and is marked provisional. NCBI's taxonomy places the organism in Eukaryota, Metazoa, Chordata, Actinopteri, Cypriniformes, Danionidae.